UAGUCGCUAAUGGAAAUGCAACCUGGAUCGGCACCACGAAAUCUCCCCGUCUCGCGUUAACCCUUGGGUUGCUGUCUUCCGCCGAAAUCGUGUCCAUUUUGCACAUCGCGAUGGAAUACUUCAUCUCGUGGUGGACAACGCCUCAACUCGUAAAGUAUCUGAAUGACUGGAACCCAACCCAGGGAUCAUUUUCGGAACAGAAAUAUGGAAACGUGGACAUUACCAAAUUUCGGAAUAUAUUUUCCACCGCGUAUUUUAUCGGAACGGUGCCAUUAUUUUCGGUUUUAGUUCUAAUUUCAGAUAUACGUUUUGUCCUGGAUUUUCCCAUUUAUGUCGUACUGCAUCAACUCUACUGUCUAAUUUCAACGGGUGCCUAUGUUCUGGAUGAUAUUAAAGUUGUACUGUUGCUGAAAUGUGUUGAGGGAUGUUUUUCAGAGGUUCGCAUUAUACAAACAGUUCUUAAAAUUAGACACUUGUGUAAUAGGCAAACUCACGUCAAACUUUCACAAAUCUACCAUAUUUUACAAACUUCGCAAAUUUUAUCACAUCAGCAGAACUUUUGCGAAAUUUGGAAAGAUUUCGAAAACUUUUUAUGAACAAGGAUUGCAUUUUGGGUUACAAGUUUACCCAGGUGAUAGGCAGGCAUGUUUUUCGUACAUAUGUACUUGCGAAAAUUAUUUCCCAAACUCUCCGUCAGAAAUUACGAAAUUUGUGAAGAAAUAUUUUGCAAAGUCCGCUAUUUACAGCAAAUUUUUUAGGAUAGACAAAUUCGAUAAAUGAGUAGCGAUGGGGAAUAUGACGUUGUCGUAAGUACGCCACAAUUUUAUUAAAUUUUGCAUCUGAACAAUUUUAUAUUUCAGAUCCGCAAACAAAUUCAGUCGACUAGUUUCUCUGAUAAAGUCCAACUUCGUAAUUUGCAAGGGCUUCUUGUAAUGGUGCGAUCACGAGCAGAGUCGUGUGGCCGAUAUUUGACCAUUUCUCAAAUUUUGUCAAUCCUUUUCUCAAUUUAUUACACGUCCGCAACCCUCUACAUUUGCGUUACGCUCAGUUGGAGUCCGAAAUACUUUGUGGUGUUGGGACAAAUGUCGUUUUUCAGUUUGUGGUCACUUUGCCGGGUUGUAAUAAAAAUUUGGGCUGCGACCGACGUGACGGAAGAGGACAAGAAAAUUGCCAAGAUUAUCAAAGACAAGGAAUUAUUGAUGGUGGAGGACGAUUUAAAUCGGGAGCUACAAAGUAUUUACACCCUUUUGACCACGUGUCCAACGGAAAUUUCAUUAAACAAUUAUGUGACAUUGAACAAUUCUCUGAUUUUGGGGAUCUUUGGCCAAGCGUGCACACUUUUCAUAGUGUUUAUGCAAUUCAAUGCUUCUUAACAUACUUUAUUUUUAGUGUGCAUUCUUAGUAUAGGUUAAUUGUGUAUACUGAUCGGUUGUCAUUCGAUUAGUGGCAAUUAUUUACAUAUUUAACGACUAGAAAUUAUUAAGUAGCCGAAGGAACGUUAUUGUUGCGAGGAUGACAAAGUAAAUAAA
Folsomia candida is the source of this 1529-nucleotide messenger RNA. RefSeq lists its product as uncharacterized. The record is from RefSeq and is a predicted model, not a curated record. Lineage: Eukaryota; Metazoa; Arthropoda; Collembola; Entomobryomorpha; Isotomidae. Bases 933 to 1373 code for a protein of 146 amino acids. Gene Ontology annotation, cellular component: membrane. The transcript is spliced from 4 exons. Gene Ontology annotation, biological process: sensory perception of taste.